AUGCAGAUGGGUCGCAGUGCUGUUGCGGCGGGACAAGACUACGUGCAGAAAAAUCUGGGCGGCCUCAUCCCAAUAUCCGUGCUCAAACACCACUUCAACGUCUCCAACUCCUACGUGAUGAACAAGCUGCGGAUCUUGCUCUUUCCGUGGAGACACAAGCCCUGCUGCCCUUCAUUCCGGUCUGCAUUCCAAGUUUCAUCCAGAGAUUCUGGGAUCACCGCAUCGAAGGCGCUCGCCGUCGUGCUCAUGGACUUCAUGUUUGUCAAACUCGGCUGUUACUUUCUCAACAUCUCCGGAAGCAUCAACCAGAUCCUCGACUUGUUAGCCUACGACGGAUACAAGUUUGUCGGCGUCAUCAUCACCCUUAUUGCUGGUCUCCUCGGCUUCGGCCGCUCAUUGUACAUCGUUACAUUCGCGUACUCCUUCUUCGCGACCGCGUUCUUCCUCCUGCGCUCUCUCCGCUCAAUGGUACUUCCAGACGCGUCCGCGACGGCGACGCCGGUGAAUCCGUCCCAGCGUUCACGACGCGUCACUUUCUUGUUCCUUGUAGCCGUCACGCAGAUCGUGUACAUGGGUGUCCUCGUCCGCGUAUGA
Fomitopsis serialis is the source of this 594-nucleotide messenger RNA. Its product is annotated as YIF1-domain-containing protein. Gene Ontology annotation, biological process: endoplasmic reticulum to Golgi vesicle-mediated transport. The coding region runs from base 1 to 594 and encodes 197 amino acids. NCBI's taxonomy places the organism in Eukaryota, Fungi, Basidiomycota, Agaricomycetes, Polyporales, Fomitopsidaceae. The record is from RefSeq and is a predicted model, not a curated record. The transcript has 6 exons. Gene Ontology annotation, cellular component: Golgi membrane; endoplasmic reticulum-Golgi intermediate compartment; COPII-coated ER to Golgi transport vesicle.